Tupaia belangeri chinensis (Chinese tree shrew) is the source of this 801-nucleotide messenger RNA. RefSeq names its product ring finger protein 208 (gene RNF208). The record is from RefSeq and is a predicted model, not a curated record. Gene Ontology annotation, molecular function: ubiquitin protein ligase activity. Lineage: Eukaryota; Metazoa; Chordata; Mammalia; Scandentia; Tupaiidae. Gene Ontology annotation, biological process: protein ubiquitination.
UCCGCAGGGCAGCCGGGGUCCCCCCCAGGCCUGGCGGGACCAGGAUGCAGACCGUUCUCCUCCCCCCAGCUCCCACCCAGCACCCCCACCCACUCGAGCAUCCUGCCUGAGUGGAGACAGCCGGAUGCCGGCUGACCCAGGGCCUGAGGUGGGCAGCGGCUGGCCGGGCCUCCUCAUGUCCUGCCUGAAGGGCCCCCAUGUCAUCCUCAAGAUGGAGGCCAUGAAGAUCGUCCACCCCGAGAAGUUCCCCGAGCUCCCGGCCACGGCCCCCUGCUUCCCACCUGCCCCCCGGCCCACUCCUGCCCUGGCACCCAAGCGUGCCUGGCCCUCAGACACAGAAAUCAUUGUCAACCAGGCCUGUGGGGGGGACCUGCCUGCCGUGGAGGGGGCACCCCACACCCCACCACUGCCACGGCGGUCCCGCAAGGGCAGUGCAGAGCUGGGCUUCCCUCGCGUGGCGCCAGCAGACGAGGUCAUCGUGAAUCAGUAUGUGAUCCGGCCCAGCCCAGUGGCCGCGGCGGCCACCCCGCCCCAUCCGGGGGCCAGUGGGGGGGUGAGCCCGAGGGCAGCUGCUACCAGACCUUCCGGCAGUACUGCGGGGCCGCCUGCACCUGCCAGGUGCGGAACCCACUGUCUGCCUGCAACAUCAUGUAGCGCCCGCCCACUGCUGCCACCGGCCCUUGCUCGCUGCUGCUUCAGGGACCUGGCCCUGCCCCAUCGCCUGCUGACCCUCCUCACCCCACCCCGCGUGGCACUGUAGCUGCAGCCGACUCUGCCAUUAAAACUCUUUGCCAAAGUUUG